Cydia amplana is the source of this 1700-nucleotide messenger RNA. RefSeq lists its product as uncharacterized. Gene Ontology annotation, molecular function: DNA-binding transcription factor activity, RNA polymerase II-specific; zinc ion binding; RNA polymerase II transcription regulatory region sequence-specific DNA binding. The record is from RefSeq and is a predicted model, not a curated record. Gene Ontology annotation, cellular component: nucleus. The coding region runs from base 47 to 1663 and encodes 538 amino acids. Gene Ontology annotation, biological process: regulation of transcription by RNA polymerase II. The transcript is spliced from 4 exons. NCBI's taxonomy places the organism in Eukaryota, Metazoa, Arthropoda, Insecta, Lepidoptera, Tortricidae.
AUACGUGGAAAACAUAUCAAUCCUUUCUUCAAGUGUAUUCGGUAAAAUGAACAAAUAUUCCAAGAAUUUCAUUUUGGUCGGGGACUUGAACCACCAUUGUCUGCUAUGCAAGGAGUCGUUUCUAGCAGUAGACGAGUUGGAGAAGCAUUUAAGAUGGGAGAAACACCGGAAAGGUAUCAAAGUCCUAAGCCCUUUGCCGAAGUUUAAAAGGGAUCGCAUUUUUAAGAUCGAUGAUAAGUACUUCUGUGAGCAUUGUAACCUGAUUUUGAGUACAAUUUCGGAAAUACCAAAGCACAUACAGGAUGAAUGUCAUCAAAAGCGUAAAGCUGACCCCGAAAUAGAACUUCGACCCUCACUGUGUAAAAGAGAGUCUAGCUUAACAUAUAUAGGGAAGGAUAAAAAUAUAAUUAAGAUUCCUAAUAAAGAGUGGUAUGGGAUAAUUGAUUCAAAAUGCAUAUUCUGUGAUACUGCUGUGGAUCAAUUUAUGAAACAUGUUUCAUUGUCAGACCACAUGAUAACUAUGAUUCAAAGUAAGAUUAUUCUGAAUGAGGAAGGCUUGUUUUAUAGGGAGUUUAAAGACAAGUAUGGUUACUGCUUUCUGUGUAAGACAACAUUUCAAAUACAAGCUAAGAGUGAACACUGGAAAGAUGAAGUUCACGUAGAGAAGACAAACGCACACAAUGUGAACAAUGCCAAAACCGAUCACGAAAAGAAACUGGAUGUGGCCGUUAAACUUAUUAGUACUCAGAAAGACUAUUUUGAUAUCGAUCUGGAAAACAGAGUGGCCACUUGCAAGAUUUGUACUGCCUACGUGAAUAUAAACUUCAAAUUCAUGAUAGAGCAUAAGAAAAUUCAUAACAUAACAGACAAAGAUAAGAUUAAACAAGCUCCAGUGGCCAUGGAAAAGGUAUUUAAGUCUCUCAGAAUUAAGAGAUCUAAUAAAGAAAUCUAUGAUCAUGGUAAGUUAAGGGCUGAACUAGCCAAAUUUGGGAGGGAGAAUUUUAUCAAACUGGUAUUUCCAGGGGAUAAGGGUUACUGUUUGCUAUGUGGCACAUAUAUAUCAGCUCAUAUGAAGAAAUUUACGGAACAUUUGAAAGGAUAUGUUCAUAUGGCACAAUUAGAUUUAAAAAAUGGGAAACUCCAUGUCAAGCCGGAGUAUAAGACAAAAAAUGUGAAGGACUUUAUAGAGACAGUUGGUUAUUCUAAAGUUAUGCAUUCCUUGUGGAUCAACGAACAGUUUGCUGCUGAUGUGACUUCUUUAACACUUGUUUCCGAGAUCCAUGAUCCUCAAUGUGAGAAAUUCAAAUGUUAUGCAUGUGACAAUACUUAUAAACAAAAAGAAUACGAAGAACACUGUCUCUCAGAAACCCACAGAAAAAACUUUCAUAAUGCUGAACUCAUAACUACAAUUGAGGAUGAAUUUAUUAGAGAGGUACGUCCUAAUCUGUACCACUGUGCAGUUUGCAACCUAAUGUUUGCAUUUUGGGACACAUUGGAUAAACACAUACAUAGCGGGAAGCAUAACACGGUUAAAACUGUCAUGAAUGAUGACUCUGUAAGUGAAAAGCUGGAAAUACUAUCUUUCGACAAAGAGGAAUUGUUAGCAAAAUUGGUCAGCUUAGGUUUAAAAAGAGGUCUCAAGCAGCCCACACAGGAAAAAUAACAUGAAAUUGUUUGGGUACUUGCAUAGGUCAUAUUUA